Messenger RNA from Drosophila erecta, 1463 nucleotides. RefSeq names its product growth hormone-inducible transmembrane protein. Lineage: Eukaryota; Metazoa; Arthropoda; Insecta; Diptera; Drosophilidae. The record is from RefSeq and is a predicted model, not a curated record. Bases 352 to 1377 code for a protein of 341 amino acids. The transcript has 6 exons. Gene Ontology annotation, cellular component: mitochondrial inner membrane.
AUUCAUUGCUCCGGGAUCCUUAAUUCAUAUUUUUAUUCCACUUUCUCGAUACUUCCAAUCUUUGAAUUAGCUAUAAUAUCGAUAUUAGGGGUACUUUCGGCGUUCUGCGAUAUGCACGGACCUAUCAACUAUCUAGACAUCGAACAAUAACGAUUGUACCAGUUUUCGACAUCAAAGCCAAAAGACAGUAAAAUAUUCAACUAUUUCUCGAAUCAAUAAUAUAUAAAACCGCAGCAAGCAAUCAAAUUCAGUUGGAGAAAAAGCUAGCGCCUUACAUAGAAAUCCGAAUCCAAUAGCUCUUGCCGAAGGAGAACCAAUUGCACUCCAUCCGAAUUUCACCACAACAACACAAUGUUGCUGCGUCUAGCACUUUCCGCCGCCCGUCCAGCCGGGAAUAUCAAACUCCUGGUCCAGUCUCCGGCCCAGCUGUUCCGCGCCAAUGGCAGUUCCAGUCUCAAUCUGUCCGCGGUGCGCAGCUACGCCCGUGGAUCAGUUCGCCCCCGCGCUCCUGUGGAACAGGUGCGUGCUCCCUCGCUCAAGGAGAAGCUGAUGGGUCCGCCUAGUGCCAAUGCCUACUCCAUGGGCAAGGGCGCUGCCGCCGGAGCCGCCGCCGUGGGAUUGGGCGCCCUGUGCUACUACGGCGUGGGAUUGGGAAAGCAAACCAGCAUCGCGGAUAACGCCAUCAUGUGGCCCCAAUUUGUGAGGGAUCGUAUCCAGAGCACCUAUGCCUUUUUUGGUGGCUCUUGCGUUAUCACCGCGGCCGCAGCAGCAGCCACCUUCCGCUCGCACCGUCUCCUGACUCUGGCCUCUCAGGGCGGCAUCUUGGCGACCAUUGCUUCGCUGGCUCUGGUCAUCGGUAGCGGAGCAGUGGCCCGCUCCAUUGAGUACCAGCCGGGUCUGGGAGCCAAGCACCUGGCCUGGGCGGUGCAUUGCGCCAUUCUGGGCGCCGUGAUCGCUCCCAUUUGCUUCAUGGGUGGACCGAUUCUAACGCGCGCCGCUCUCUACACGGGCGGAAUUGUUGGUGGCUUGUCCACGAUCGCCGCGUGUGCACCCAGCGAUAAGUUCCUCUACAUGGGUGGUCCACUGGCCAUUGGCUUGGGCGUGGUCUUCGCCUCCUCGCUGGCCUCCAUGUGGCUGCCGCCCACCACGGCACUGGGCGCAGGUCUGGCUUCCAUGUCCUUGUACGGCGGCCUGGUCCUCUUCAGUGGCUUCCUGCUCUACGACACCCAGCGCAUGGUGCGCCGCGCUGAAGUCUAUCCCCAGUACAGCUACGCUCCCUACGAUCCUAUCAACGCCUCAAUGUCGAUCUACAUGGAUGUGUUGAACAUAUUCAUCCGCAUCGUCACCAUUCUGAGUGGUGGUCAGCGCAGGAAGUGAGCACUGAAGACAAACAUGUGAUGGAAGGAUAAUAUAUAUUUAUACUGUUAUUAGAAUAAAACUAUUGAGCUAAAAAGCAAAAUGCA